ACCUGUUGCGUCCGGAGGGGUAGAUCUCCCUCGCUGCUCUCAUCUGCGCACAGAGUGGGUGGCAGGGGGAUAAAGUCGCUGACGCUCGGGUUUCUCCGGAGAGCCUUUUUUUAAAUUAUUAUUUUGAAAGGGAGGCAGAGGCAAGUCGAAGCCCCUCAGAAUUAACACCUCGAUCCGCUGCCUUAUCCGCAGCGGAUUGUCUUGAGGCUGCGGUAUUCCUUCCUGCUCCCCGAGGGACCAUGCCCGCCAGGUUUGGAGGCUUGGUGCCCGCUCGCUUGCUUUCGUUGUUGUUGCUGCUGCUGCUGCUUCUCUCGCAAGUCCACCUCCACAGAACUACGGGCCCCCGGUUUUUAAUAAGUGACCACGACCAAGACCCUCAAUGUAACCUUCAGUGCUCCAGAUCUGCUGCCAAGCCUCUCUGUGCUUCGGAUGGCAGGACCUAUGAAUCCAUGUGUGAUUAUCAGAGAGCAAAGUGCAAGGAUUCCAAUCUGAAUGUGGCACAUCGAGGCAGAUGUAAAGAUGCUGGUCAGAGCAAAUGCAGAUUAGAAAGAACCCAAGCACUGGAUCAAGUGAAGAAGCCACAAGAAGCGGUCUUUGUUCCAGAGUGUCAUGAGGAUGGAUCAUUUACCCAAGUCCAGUGCCACACCUACACUGGAUAUUGCUGGUGUGUCACUCCAGAUGGCAAGCCUAUCAGUGGUUCUUCUGUGCAGAACAAAACUCCUGUAUGCUCAGGAUUACCUAUAUACCGACGGCCAUUAGGACAGGGUAAUUCUGGAAGAAAAGAUGAUGGUUCAAAACCAACACCCACCAUGGAAACACAACCAGUUUUAGAUGGAGAAGAAAUUACAGCCCCUACCCUUUGGAUUAAACACUUGGUCAUCAAAGAUUCCAAACUGAACAGCUCUAGUAUGAAGAAUUCAGAGAAAAUUAAUUCGUGUGACCAAGAAAGGCAGAGUGCACUUGAGGAAGCCAAGCAGAAUCCACGUGAAGGAAUUGUUAUCCCUGAAUGUGCCCCUGGAGGACUGUACAAACCAGUGCAGUGUCAUCAGUCCACGGGCUACUGCUGGUGUGUUCUGGUAGACACUGGUCGCCCCCUACCUGGCACUUCCACCCGAUAUGAGACCCCUGUAUGUGAAAGCGAUGCUCGAUCCAGAAGCCCAGAAAUUGAUGAUCCUUUCAAAGACCGAGAACUUCCAGGUUGCCCAGAAGGGAAAAAAGUAGAAUUUAUUACCAGUUUACUGGAUGCGCUCACCACAGAUAUGGUACAGGCUAUUAACUCAGCAGCACCUGCUGGAGGAGGAAGGUUCUCUGAGCCUGAUCCCAGUCAUACCCUGGAAGAGCGAGUGGUUCAUUGGUACUUCAGCCAGCUGGACAACAAUAACAGCAGCGACAUCAACAAAAGGGAGAUGAAACCCUUCAAGCGCUACGUGAAGAAGAAAGCCAAGCCCAAGAAAUGUACCCGACGCUUCACUGACUAUUGUGAUCUCAACAAAGACAAGUCCAUCUCACUUCAGGAAUUGAAAGGCUGUUUGGGGGUCAGGAAGGAAGAAGGUAGCAUUGGCAGCUUCCCACAUGGAAAAAGGCAAGGCGUUAAUCCUUUCAUAGGACGUCUUGUCUAAGAGGAUAUGCCACGGAUGGAUGGAUGGAUGGAUGGAAGGAGAUGGGAUGCAUGACCAU
Thamnophis elegans (Western terrestrial garter snake) is the source of this 1677-nucleotide messenger RNA. It is a transcript of the gene SMOC1, whose product is annotated as SPARC related modular calcium binding 1. Gene Ontology annotation, cellular component: basement membrane. The coding region runs from base 240 to 1619 and encodes 459 amino acids. Lineage: Eukaryota; Metazoa; Chordata; Lepidosauria; Squamata; Natricidae. The record is from RefSeq and is a predicted model, not a curated record. The transcript is spliced from 14 exons. Gene Ontology annotation, biological process: extracellular matrix organization. Gene Ontology annotation, molecular function: protein binding; extracellular matrix binding; heparin binding.